This is a messenger RNA of Impatiens glandulifera, 745 nucleotides long. RefSeq names its product mitochondrial fission 1 protein A-like. Bases 73 to 582 code for a protein of 169 amino acids. Gene Ontology annotation, biological process: mitochondrial fission; autophagy of mitochondrion; peroxisome fission. The transcript is spliced from 5 exons. NCBI's taxonomy places the organism in Eukaryota, Viridiplantae, Streptophyta, Magnoliopsida, Ericales, Balsaminaceae. Gene Ontology annotation, cellular component: peroxisomal membrane; mitochondrial outer membrane. The record is from RefSeq and is a predicted model, not a curated record. Gene Ontology annotation, molecular function: protein binding.
AGGUUUGUUGAUAAUAUUUCGUCGUCUCUGAUCUAAUUCCUCAUCUCCAUCCUCUUGUUUCAAGCACCGAUAAUGGUACCAAAUAAUGGAUCGAUCUUCGAUUCGAUCAGCAAUUUCUUUACCGGCGGCGGCGAUCACAUUCCCUGGUGCGACCGGGACACUGUAGCCGGAUGCGAGAGAGAAGCUUCUUCUGAGAGUGUAAAUGGCAUGUCAGAUGAACAAAGAAGUGAAAGUAUCAUGCGUUUGUCAUGGGCUCUUGUUCAUUCCAGACAACCAGAAGAUGUAGAGCGAGGAAUAGCUAUGCUUGAAGCCGCCCUAGCUGGUGCCAAUAGUGCAUCACAAAAGAGAGAGAGGCUUUAUCUUAUUGCUGUUGGCUAUUAUAGAAAUGGCGACUAUCCAAGAAGCCGACAGCUCGCAGAACAAUGUUUGGAGAUUGAACCCAAUUGGAGACAAGCUUUAGCCCUUAAACAAACAGUUGAAGAACGAAUUACUAAAGAUGGUGUCGUCGGAAUUGGCAUCACCGCUACUGCUGUUGGGCUUAUUGUUGGCGGGAUCGCUGCCGCUCUGGUCAGAAGGGGUUGAUUAUUAUUAUAUAUUAUGAUAAUGAUGGUUUUGUUCUUUUUGGAUGGACCACUUUGUUUUUCAUAACGAAUAUGGAUUCUAAAGAUUUAGUUCAUAAUGUACAAAUAUUGGUGUACAAACAUCUUCCUUUUUAAUAACUUUCUUGUAAAUUUCUUAUUUUAUA